CAGUUGAUAAAAGGAAUCAUUGGCAUCUACUGCUCCAGACAUAAUUGGGUACUUUGAAUUCAGUAUUGCUUUUCGACAGCAUAGCUUCUAAUUUCGCACCUCAGAUACGUGGCAUAUAUAAAAUGAACCAAUUGAGGACUUUUAAUGACAAAAGGCAGUUUCAGCCAUUUGAUAGGAUAAACGAGUCUCAAGAAACUCUGAACCAAACACAAACCGCAGCUACAAGGCAUUUGAAUUGGCUCAAGAUUACCAAAGUAGCUAUUCUGAUAGGCUCGUGGUUCACUGUCUCUAUUUCAUUGCAUAUGCUCAACAAAUGGAUGUUUUCAAAAGAGCAUUUUGCAUUUCCAUUUCCAGUUUUUACAACAAUGUUUCAAAUGAUUAUUCAGUUUGGACUUUCAGGGCUUAUCAUGGUGACUGCUUUACCCAAACUACUACCAGACAAGAUUCCACGCGCAUAUGAUUACCUGACUAUCGUGCUACCAUGUGGUAUAGCAACUGCACUUGAUAUUGGACUGUCAAACAGUAGUCUCAAGAGUAUCACACUUUCAUUUUACACCAUGGUUAAAAGUGCCUCACCAGUGUUUGUUUUGUUAUUUGCAUUCAUAUUUGGAUUCGAGCAGCCAAAGUUUUCAAUGCUCGUUGCGAUUCUGGUCAUUGUCAUGGGUGUAUGGAUUAUGGUAGCCAACGAAACCAAAUUUGACGCAGUGGGGUACACUGAGGCGCAGAUUGCAACGAUUAUGUCUGGACUGCGGUGGACACUAACACAACUAUUGCUACGAAGCACAACAUUUGGAAAAGGAAACCCACUAGCCACAGCAUUUUUAGUAUCGCCAGCUGUAGCAGUGUCACUGUUUGUAGCAUUCCUUAUCAUGGAGGGAUUCAGUAGUUUGGCUGGUUCAUUUCAUUUUGCUACACCUGCAAGCAUUUUUCAAAUAGUUGGACUACUGUUUGUAAACGGCAUGGCAUCGUUUGCUGUGAUCCUUUUGGAACUCAAUGUUAUUGCAGAAACAUCAGUCGUGACUUUUUCAGUAGCAGGCAUUUUUAAGGAGAUUAUUACAAUUGCGGUGUCUGCAUUCGCGUUUGGAGAUAGAUUCACUGGAAACGUAUUGUUUGGACUUGCCGUAAGCAUUGCUGGAAUCGCAGGAUACAACUAUAUUCGAUUUAAAGAAGGUCAGCAGUGUGGUUCAAAAAAAGGACAUGGUCCAGACACACCAGAUACAGACCAUACAUGGCAGUUGCUAUCGUCCUCGGACGAUAUGUAUGAUGUUGAAUUAGAACUUGAGCUUCAACUUCAACUUCAAGCCAAAUGAAUACCCUUAGAUUC
Molecule: messenger RNA, 1324 nt
Organism: Batrachochytrium dendrobatidis JAM81
Lineage: Eukaryota; Fungi; Chytridiomycota; Chytridiomycetes; Rhizophydiales
Exons: 4
Coding region: 123-1310 (395 amino acids)
Biological process (GO): UDP-glucose transmembrane transport
Cellular component (GO): Golgi apparatus; endoplasmic reticulum-Golgi intermediate compartment; cis-Golgi network
Molecular function (GO): antiporter activity
Source: RefSeq, a predicted model, not a curated record